AUGGCUCUCUUGGAUAACUAUAUGACUCAGAUUUCUUCGGAUAGUUGGUCACUUCCAGGAUUUCUCGAGUAUCGCAAAGGACAAGGUGACUUCUCAGGGAUGAAAGAUAAGGAACAUUAUAGAUAUAAAAUGAGUUUGAUAGCCGUGCAGUCGUGCGAUAACUUCACCACAGUUGAAAAGGAAAACGCACAGCGUUGCCUCAGAAAAUUUAAGAAUGAAAGGAAACGACCAGCCGAAGAAACUUUCAUUAUUAGACCUCCACCUAACCUUCGUAAUCGCCUUUCCCAUAACAAUGAGAAUAUUUCUCUCGAUGAUUAUGAUGAAUAUCCAAUUUAUGUUGACGAUACAUUAAAUAAAGCCUCUCCAGAUAAGACAAAUGUUGCUAAGGACAUUUGCACUGAUCGUGUUUCCUUUGUGAAUAUGCAACAAAUGUCUAUAAACUCCGAUGAUGUAAGCGAAAAAAUUGUGACUGUAGAUGUCGAGCAAUUCGCCGAAGAAAUUACUACAGAAAAAGUGGAAAAGCGGUUGGAAUGCGGUUAUAAUAUUUCUAGAGAUUUUCGAGAAUUUCAAAUGAAAACAAUUGAACAAUUAAAAAACAAACCAACACUUUCCUACGCGACUGAUGUUGAUGAGAUUUUGUGUCUUUCUUCAAUUAUAUAUAUAAAAGAGGAUAAGCCUAAAUUUAUGUUACCUAAAUCUUUAACCUCAGCAUCUUUACCAAAAAUUGUACAAUUAAUUAUCAAGGAAUAUAGUACGCUUUUAAUGAAUAAAAAUGAGUUGAAUAUCAAAUGGCAUCAAAAUUGGUCCAAAUGGGAUCCAUCGAUGACAAAAGAAGAAAAGAGUAGCACCAAAAAUGAUAUGGAUGAAAACACUUUUGUUCACAGAUAUUGCCACUUAAUGUUCGAGGAAGUGUUUGAAAUGAACCAUCUUAAAUUUUUAUGGGUUAAUGGCGAGUCUAUUAGUUCGAAGGAACGACGAAAAUCUAAUGAUAACAAACAUGGGAGGAAACCAGAUUUCCGGGUUGAAGUUACAUCUAGGGAAAUAAAACCUCCGAGCGCUUCCAAUAAUGUAGUAAAUCAAGCAUUGAUAAAACUUGCAGAAUUUAUGAAGGAAUCAUUGGAUUAUUUUCAUAAACGAUAUGGUUAUUCUCCAACUUCGGAAACGUUUGGGAUUAUUAUUGAUGGGAGUUGUAUUAGAUUGUUUAGUAUGGAUAUAGCUUUUGAUGGGUUAUAUCGUAUUAAGCAAAUUGGAAUAGUGUUAUUGCCUACAGAAGUUGCUAAUUUUUCGACCAUCGCUCCAGUUAUGGCAAGUCUAUAUAGUUUACUGAAAAGUAUCGAUCAUUCCAUUGAUGAAUUAAAUAAACCGUUUACUCCCACCGGUCAGUCAUACCAUAGAGAAUCGAACUCAUCCCCUCAAAAAGUUCAAAUUCCAAUUUUAAACAUUACCUGA
Messenger RNA from Acaulospora morrowiae, 1449 nucleotides. Lineage: Eukaryota; Fungi; Glomeromycota; Glomeromycetes; Diversisporales; Acaulosporaceae. The record is from the annotation of a GenBank genome assembly.